Toxorhynchites rutilus septentrionalis is the source of this 1226-nucleotide messenger RNA. RefSeq lists its product as uncharacterized. Lineage: Eukaryota; Metazoa; Arthropoda; Insecta; Diptera; Culicidae. The transcript is spliced from 3 exons. The coding region runs from base 154 to 897 and encodes 247 amino acids. The record is from RefSeq and is a predicted model, not a curated record. Gene Ontology annotation, cellular component: nucleus.
UGUUUCGUUCGAGGUGUUUUCAAAUUCGAAUACCUUUCGUUCGGACUGUUUUGUUUUCGAACAUCUUUCAUUCGAAUCAAACCAAACGUCAAACCCACUUUGUUUAUGAAGGAGUGAAUAAUUUCCGCAGCGGAUGAGCGGUGAACUGCAAAAAUGGAAAAAAACAAAAACAAAACAACCACUAAAAAUCAGUUCGAGCGGAUUGUGCUGCUUCUGGAGCAAGAGCCGGACAUAGCAAAGGGUUUCUCCCGAGGAAAUUCCGGACCCUUCUGGGAUGAUCUGGCGGCAGAAGUCAAUAGUUUGGGACCGCCUAUUCGCGAUGGAAGUGGAUGGAAAAAGGUUUGGGCGGACUAUAAGUCCGGAUUAAAGCGAAAACUCGCUCACAACAAACGGGAGCAGAGGGCGACAGGUGGAGGACCCAAUAAAAUUAUCAAUUUGUCCGAGCUGGAGGAGCAGGCAGUUCUACUAACUGGGUUACUUGCGACCGUGGAAGGAAUCCCGGGUACCUCAUCUCAUGGAACACAGUUGGGUUCGCCUUCGGGUGAACCUCAAGCUGCAGACCAGGAAAAUUUUAUAUAUUAUGGUACUUCCGACGAGUGUGACGGUAUCAAUAAUACCAUUCACUUCCAGCCCUCUCAGCCGAAAAAAUCCAGACCUUCUACCACGAGGCUAUUAGAACUGCAAGUCGAGCAACAAAACAAAUUUCACACCAAUGUGAAAUCCCUGUUAAAAAACACAAACAAGAAUUUGAGUGAUCUGGUUCAUUAUCAGCGCCAAUCAGCUCGAGCGAUUCUUUCCGUGGAUGCCACACUCAAAGAACAUCUGAGUGAACAAAAACGACAUAACCACGAGAUGGAGAAGAUCGCGCUGGAGAAAUCAAUAGCGACAAAUCCUUGAAACGCAGAUUGCGUAUAUUUCAGAACAUUAGAAUAAUGUUUCAAAAUAUCAGUGAUCUGAUUUUUUAUCUUUAUAUUGUAACUCAAGUAUAAAAAAAUGAAAAAAGUUCUAAUCGUAUUUUUAUAUCUUUCCAUGGAAGAAAAAUCUUACUUAAUUUUUUCUUUGAAGUUUGUUUGGAAUAGCAUCAAAAUUAUAUAAACUUUUUUAAAAUUCACGAAUUUCGCCUAUAGUUUAUGGAACUUCCUUAACCCCUUCACGUACAACAUUGAACUUCACUCGUUGUUUCUCGAUGUGAAAUAAUUACAUAGCUUCAGGCAUAUGAUGAGGAU